GUUCUCUCUGCCAAACUUUUUCAAACUUCAUGCCUUGAAAACUUUUGAUCUCUCUCCAUAGAGAGACCCAACAGCCAUGGAUGAAACUCCAGAAGUUGGCAAUGGAGACGGAGAUGGCGACGAUCAAAUCCCGCUCCCCGGGUUCCGAUUUCAUCCCACGGAUGAAGAACUGGUGAGCUUUUAUCUUCGUCGGAAAGUCGAGAAGAGACCCAUCAGCCUAGAACUCAUCAAACAGAUUGAUAUCUACAAACACAACCCAUGGGACCUUCCAUAUGCAAGCAGCAACGUGGGAGAUAAAGAAUGGUACUUUUAUUGCAAGAGAGGGAGGAAGUACAAGAAUAGUAUAAGGCCAAAUAGGGUAACUGGGUCAGGGUUUUGGAAGGCCACGGGCAUAGACAAGCCAGUGUAUUCCAACGGAGGGGAAGGAAAUGAAUGCAUUGGCCUCAAGAAGACACUCGUUUACUAUCGUGGAAGUGCUGGAAAAGGCACCAAAACUGAUUGGAUGAUGCAUGAGUUCCGCCUCCCUCCGCCCACUCCCACUGCCCACAAACCCCAUCCAACCUCCAAGAACUUUGCUGAAGAAGCGGAAAUUUGGACAUUGUGUCGGAUUUUCAAGAGGAAUGUGAGCUGUAGAAGAUAUGGAACAACAAAGAACAGCAUGAGUGAAAAGAACACAUUGAAGAUGAGCAAUAAUGAUCCAAUGAUAGUGAAUUUCAGCUGUGAAUCAAUGAUAAUCCAAACGGAGAAGAAGCCAUUUCUUCCAAAUUACCCGAAUCAUCAAGAAUGGAACAAUUAUGAUCAAUACAGCAGCACUUCCAUGGACCCAUCUCCAGUGUCCAGUGGCAUCAUCUCACCACCAAUUGGGUACCCCACAAAUCAGCAGCUAGAUGUGAAUGAUUUCUUCACCAACAGCAAUUGGGAUGAGCUGAGAUCAGUGGUGGACAUGUUGUAGAUCCCCAAAUCUGAUGUAAAUAUAUAUAUAACCCCACGCACUCUGAUGAUCUGGAGGCUCUGCAGGUACACUUUUCAUUUUACAUAUAUGAAUCCAAAUAAAGGGGAACUGCGAAGAAGGAUUGUUGGAUUUCAGGGUUUUGAACAGUAAAUAAUUAGAUUAUAAUAUGAUCAAACCAUUUAUGUGUUACAUGGGUUUUUCAUUUCUUGUAACAAUUUAUAGUGUUUAGAUAUUAAUCUCUCUGAUUCUAUAUGCA
This is a messenger RNA of Cucurbita pepo subsp. pepo (vegetable marrow), 1208 nucleotides long. RefSeq names its product transcription factor JUNGBRUNNEN 1-like. Lineage: Eukaryota; Viridiplantae; Streptophyta; Magnoliopsida; Cucurbitales; Cucurbitaceae. The record is from RefSeq and is a predicted model, not a curated record. Gene Ontology annotation, biological process: regulation of DNA-templated transcription. Gene Ontology annotation, molecular function: DNA binding.